AAAAAAAAAAUUCUAUAAAAAUUAAAAAAAUAACAAAACCGCAAUAAAAAAAAAAAUCAGGACCUUUUUUCAAAAAAAAAAAAAAAAAAUCAAGAAAAUAGGUCAUUUAUUAUAACACUAUUUUCCAAAAAAUUAGAACAGGCCUCGGUGUUGUAAUAUUUAUUUUAUUUGCCGUCGUUUUGGUCUAAGACAGUCCAGAUUUCCACGCCGCAGCUGUCGGUACCACCGGCGAUUGAGAAUUAAGCGCGUGUCAAAGUUUUAUUCCCGUUAAAUAAAGAAGACGCACUUUGGAUCGGCUCUCGGAUAGCGGAACAGGGAUCAUGAACGCGGCGGGGAGCAGCUACCCGAUGGCUUCUCUGUACGUGGGCGACCUGCACCCGGACAUCACGGAGGCCAUGCUGUAUGAGAAGUUUAGCCCGGCCGGCCCGGUGCUCUCCAUCCGCGUCUGCCGCGACAUGAUUACGCGCCGCUCCCUGGGCUACGCGUACGUCAACUUCCAGCAGCCGGCGGACGCCGAGAGAGCUCUGGACACGAUGAACUUCGACGUGGUGAAGGGCAAGCCCAUCAGGAUCAUGUGGUCACAGCGAGACCCGUCACUCCGCAAGUCAGGCGUGGGAAACGUCUUCAUCAAAAAUCUGGACAAGUCCAUUGACAACAAGGCCCUGUACGACACCUUCUCAGCCUUCGGGAACAUCCUGUCCUGCAAGGUGGUGUGUGAUGAGAACGGAUCCAAAGGCUACGCGUUCGUACACUUCGAGACGCAGGACGCUGCUGACCGCGCCAUCGAGAAGAUGAACGGCAUGCUGCUGAACGACCGCAAGGUGUUCGUGGGAAGGUUUAAAUCCAGGAAGGAGAGAGAGGCCGAGCUCGGCGCCAAAGCCAAAGAGUUCACCAACGUCUACAUCAAAAACUUCGGCGAGGACAUGGACGACGACAGGCUGAAAGAAAUCUUCGAUAAAUACGGUAAAACUCUGAGUGUGAAAGUGAUGACCGAUCCCAUGGGCAAAUCACGAGGAUUCGGCUUCGUCAGCUACGAGAAACACGAAGAUGCUAACAAGGCCGUGGAGGAGAUGAACGGCACAGAGCUGAACGGUAAGACCGUGUUCGUGGGACGCGCUCAGAAGAAAAUGGAGAGACAAGCCGAGCUGAAGAGGAAGUUCGAGCAGCUCAAGCAGGAGAGGAUCAGCAGAUACCAGGGUGUGAACUUGUACAUCAAAAAUCUGGACGACACCAUCGACGACGAGAAACUGCGCAAAGAAUUCUCUCCUUUCGGCUCCAUCACCAGCGCCAAGGUGAUGCUGGAGGAAGGACGUUCUAAAGGCUUCGGCUUCGUCUGCUUCUCCUCUCCUGAGGAGGCCACAAAGGCCGUGACGGAGAUGAACGGCCGCAUCGUGGGCUCCAAGCCACUGUACGUGGCGCUGGCGCAGCGCAAAGAGGAGCGUAAAGCUCACCUCACCAACCAGUACAUGCAGCGCAUCGCCGGGAUGAGAGCCAUGCCCGCUAACGCCAUCAUCAACCAGUUCCAGCCCACCAGCGGAUACUUCAUGCCCGCCGUGCCGCAGGCCCAGAACAGAACCACGUACUACGCCCCCAGUCAGCUCACCCAGAUGAGACCGAACCCACGCUGGCAACAGCAAGGGGUCAGAGGUCAGGGAGGCUUCCAGGCCGUGCCCAACUCGUUGCGCCAACCCGGCCCCCGUGCCAGCAUCCGUCAUAUUGCACCCAAUGCCAAUGCCCAGGGACCCCGCGCAAUGCCAACAGGUGCCCAGAGAGGGGCUGGCAGCGGUCAGCCCAUGGGGGCUCGCCCUGGACUCGGGGUAACUACACCACGUGCCAUGCCACCCUACAAAUAUGCCACCGCGGUGCGCAACACCCAGCCUCAAGUAGUCCAACCCAUCACCUUACAACAGGCCCAGCCAGCGGUGCAUGUACAGGGUCAGGAGCCUCUGACGGCCUCCAUGCUGGCUGCAGCUCCGCCUCAGGAACAGAAGCAGAUGUUGGGUGAGCGUCUGUUCCCGUUGAUCCAGGCCAUGCACCCGACUCUGGCAGGGAAGAUCACAGGGAUGCUGCUGGAGAUUGAUAAUUCUGAGCUUCUGCACAUGCUCGAGUCCCACGAGUCUCUGCGCUCCAAGGUAGAGGAGGCCGUUGCUGUACUUCAGGCUCAUCAGGCGAAGAAAGACGCGACACAAAAAGCCGGAGUAGCUGCUGCCACUGCUACAUCAUGACGUGGAAAACCUCACGGCCCAAAUGGCUGCAGAGAAGGCUCCCGAAGUGGACACUACUCUGCCUCCGCUGCCUCCUUUCACACCCGGAGACAUACAAAUAAACAUAUAGACGCAAAUAUAUAUAUAUAAAAACAAAACAUAAAAAAAGAGUAAAAGUGAAAGUCAAAAACAUAC
Molecule: messenger RNA, 2399 nt
Organism: Hemibagrus wyckioides
Lineage: Eukaryota; Metazoa; Chordata; Actinopteri; Siluriformes; Bagridae
Gene: pabpc4
Product: poly(A) binding protein, cytoplasmic 4 (inducible form)
Exons: 14
Coding region: 321-2225 (634 amino acids)
Cellular component (GO): ribonucleoprotein complex
Molecular function (GO): RNA binding
Source: RefSeq, a predicted model, not a curated record